Molecule: messenger RNA, 334 nt
Organism: Candidula unifasciata
Lineage: Eukaryota; Metazoa; Mollusca; Gastropoda; Stylommatophora; Geomitridae
Source: the annotation of a GenBank genome assembly
AUGACAACCAACACUUCACAUCAUACGUCACUGAGCCUAGACACCAAACACCCACCUCAAAAAGGUCACGAGCAGAAACGGCAUGAGCAGCAGCAGCGGCAGAACCACCACCACCACCACCACCACCACCAACAGCAGCAGCAGCAGGGUGGGCCGGUACGACUGAUGCCGGUGGAGUUUGAGUGCGCCAACUGCGGCAAGCGAGCCUACAAUAUGAAGUCUUGUACCAGAUGUUGGUGGGCCAAAUACUGUAACCGCGAGUGCCAGGGAAGCCACUGGGGCCUUCAUAAAAGGGAAUGUCAGAAAGAUGUCACCAGGUCACAGUAUUAUAAAG